AUGAAGCUCAACAUCUCCUACCCCAACAAUGGAACCCAGAAGUUGAUCGAGGUCGACGAUGAGCGCAAGCUCCGCGUCUUCAUGGACCGCCGCAUGGGUCAAGAAGUCCCUGCCGACAGCAUUGGCGACGAGUUCAAGGGCUACAUCGUCAGGAUCACCGGCGGUAACGACAAGCAAGGUUUCCCGAUGAAGCAGGGUGUCAUGCACCCAACUCGUGUCCGCCUCCUCCUCGCUGAUGGCCACUCCUGCUACCGCCCCCGCCGCACUGGUGAGCGCAAGAGGAAGUCCGUCCGUGGAUGCAUUGUCGGCAUGGACCUCUCUGUCCUUGCUCUCAGCAUCGUCAAGAAGGGUGACGAGGACAUUCCCGGCCUGACCGACAUUGUCCACCCCAAGCGCCUCGGUCCCAAGCGUGCCACCAAGAUCCGCCGCUUCUUCGGUCUCAGCAAGGAAGAUGAUGUCCGCAAGUUCGUCAUCCGCCGUGAGGUCCAGCCCAAGAAGGAGGGCGCCAAGCCCUACACCAAGGCCCCCAAGAUCCAGCGUCUUGUUACUCCUCAGCGUCUCCAGCACAAGCGUCACAGGCUGGCACUCAAGCGCCGUCGCGCGGAGGCUUCCAAGGAUGCUGCCAACGAGUACGCUCAGAUCCUUUCCAAGCGCAUCAACGACGCCAAGGCCGCACACGACGAGGCCCGCAAGAGGAGGGCGUCUUCCAUGAAGCACUAG
This is a messenger RNA of Alternaria postmessia, 720 nucleotides long. RefSeq lists its product as uncharacterized. Gene Ontology annotation, biological process: translation. Gene Ontology annotation, molecular function: structural constituent of ribosome. The coding region runs from base 1 to 720 and encodes 239 amino acids. Gene Ontology annotation, cellular component: ribosome. Lineage: Eukaryota; Fungi; Ascomycota; Dothideomycetes; Pleosporales; Pleosporaceae. The record is from RefSeq and is a predicted model, not a curated record. The transcript is spliced from 3 exons.